AUGACCCGUUCCUGUGGGCGGUUCGGCCAUGCUGCGUUCGAUGUCCUCGUUAUUGGCGCCGGCCCCGCGGGGCUCAUGGGCGCGCACGCCCUGCGGAGGGCCGGAGUGAAUGUGCGGGUGGUCGACCAGAGGCCACACAAGGUCGCUGCGGGACAAGCGGACGGCAUACAACCCCGUACGAUCGAAGUAUUCCAGAGUUAUGGGCUGGCGGAGCGUCUCCUACGAGAAGGCAACCAGAUGCACAUGGCUUGCGCUGGACGGGCUCCUGAUGUUUCGGCACCGACUGCCCGCUACCCCUUCGAGGUGACGCUACACCAAGGGGGGAUCGAAGCCAUUUUCUUGGACUCCAUGUCCGACAUGGGCAUGCAGGUGGAACGGCCAGUCGUACCAUCGUCAAUCGAGGUAUCAACCGACGAGGCUGAGCUCAAAGACCCGCAAUCACAUCCGAUCAAAGUCGUGCUCAAGCAUCUGGAUGUGCCAGAAGGCAAAGUCGACACCGAGAUUGUCCGGGCGAAGUUCGUGUUGGGCGCAGAUGGCGCGCACUCAUGGGUGCGCAAGAGUUGCGGUAUCGCGAUGGAGGGUGAGCAGACUGAUUUCAUCUGGGGAGUCGUCGACAUGGUCCCCGACACGGAUUUUCCCGACAUCCGGAACCGAUGCGCGAUCCACUCCUCCAACGGCUCGUGCAUGAUCAUCCCACGCGAGGGCGACGUCGCACGGUUGUACAUCCAGCUGACCGACACAGACGUCGUCGACGGGAGCGGGCGCGUGGACAAGAGCAAGAUGGGCCCGCAGCGGCUGCUCGAGGUUGCCGGCAAGUCGUUCCACCCGUACAAGAUCGCGGCGAAGGACACGAUUGAGUGGUGGACGCUGUACAUCAUUGGACAGCGGGUCGCGUCGAAGUUCUCGGUCAACGAGCGCGUCUUCAUUGCAGGAGAUGCAUGCCACACGCAUUCACCGAAAGCUGGUAAGUCAAAGCUCACACACGUGCUUCGGGGAUGGGCCGACAUCUCUUUACUGAAGACCUACGAGUUCGAACGCCAGAAGUACGCCCGGGACCUCAUCAACUUCGACAAGAAGUUCUCGGCCCUCUUCUCCGGCAAGCCUCGAACGGAGGAGCACCAGGACGGUGUCUCGCACGAAGAGUUCUUGGAAGCCUUCCAGACCUUCGGCCUGUUCACGAGCGGCAUCGGCGUCCACUACCAACCGUCUGCCAUCGUGAACACGGAGCACCAGGCGCACGCGCGGAACCUCAUCAUCGGCCAGCGCGUGCUGCCCCACGUCUUCGUGCGCGCGUCGGAUGCGCGGCCGUUCGAGAUCCAAGACCUCCUCCCCUCAGACGCGCGCUUCAAGGUCCUCGUGUUCGCCGGCGACGUCGUGGAGCCGGCACAACUCCAGCGCGUGCAGCAGCUUGCUGAGGAGAUGGGGAGGCCGGAGGGCUUCCUGAAGCGCUUCUCGAAGAGAAGCGUGGAGGAGAGGUUCGACGUUUUGACGAUCGCCUCGGGCGACAAGCUCAAGGUCAUCACCGCCGACGUCCCAGCCAUCUUCCGGUCGCACUGGUCGAAGCUGUUUGUAGACGGUCGGGACAUGUUCAAGCGUUCGGGCGGCGGUGGCUACGAGUACUAUGGCAUCGACCCCCGCGGCGCUAUCGUCGUCGUUCGUCCGGACGGAUAUGUUGGCAUGGUCGCACCGUUUGAGCAGCAUAAGGCGAUUGAUGGGUACUUCGCUUCGUUUCUUGCUGCAUGAUACCUUUUAGUCGUAGAGCAUGGUCUCUUUUGGUCCGACGUUUGCAUUGCAAUGUACGAUAGCGCAACAUAUUGUAGGGAUAAUGCAUUUCACGACUGUGCCCUGUAACGAAG
Fomitopsis serialis is the source of this 1856-nucleotide messenger RNA. Its product is annotated as FAD binding domain-containing protein. Lineage: Eukaryota; Fungi; Basidiomycota; Agaricomycetes; Polyporales; Fomitopsidaceae. Bases 1 to 1743 code for a protein of 580 amino acids. The transcript is spliced from 13 exons. Gene Ontology annotation, molecular function: FAD binding. The record is from RefSeq and is a predicted model, not a curated record.